This is a messenger RNA of Pistacia vera, 1390 nucleotides long. Its product is annotated as transcription factor MYB86-like. The transcript is spliced from 3 exons. NCBI's taxonomy places the organism in Eukaryota, Viridiplantae, Streptophyta, Magnoliopsida, Sapindales, Anacardiaceae. Gene Ontology annotation, biological process: regulation of stomatal movement. The record is from RefSeq and is a predicted model, not a curated record. Bases 157 to 1254 code for a protein of 365 amino acids.
CUCUCUGUAACUUCAAUUCUAAGUAUAAUUUAGUUCUUCCUCUUUAAAUCAUCAAAACUUAUUCUUCAUUUUUUUCUCUCUUAUUAGUAAACAUAUUAUCAAACCCACCUUCCUCAUUCCUUUCCAUUCCGCUAUCCGUUUACACACUCUUGCAAAAUGGGACGCCAUUCGUGUUGUGUCAAGCAAAAGUUAAGGAAAGGUUUAUGGUCACCUGAAGAAGAUGAGAAACUCUACAAUUACAUUACAAGAUUUGGUGUUGGUUGCUGGAGUUCAGUUCCUAAGCUAGCUGGUUUGCAAAGGUGUGGAAAGAGCUGCAGAUUGAGAUGGAUAAACUAUUUGAGACCAGACCUCAAAAGAGGAAUGUUCUCUCAGCAAGAGGAGAAUCUCAUAAUCAGUCUUCAUGAAGUUCUAGGAAACAGGUGGGCUCAAAUUGCUGCACAGUUGCCAGGAAGAACAGACAAUGAGAUAAAGAACUUCUGGAAUUCAUGUUUGAAGAAGAAGCUGAUGAAGCAAGGCAUUGACCCCACCACCCACAAGCCCAUAAGCGAUGCUGAAGUGAAAGAGGAAAAGAAUAGCAAUAGUGAUAAGGCAUAUAAUUUGCAAAUGGCGCCACAGUCUAAAGGGGUACCAACUGUUUCACCAUUCACCGCUCAGGAGCCAACGUUUCUCGUUAAUGAUUCACCUUAUUACACUGCUGGAUUAACCGACAAUACAAAAGAGCAAUUCAUGAACAAGCAAAUCUAUGAUCCUUUUUCUGGCUUCGAGUUUCAAGCAACUGCCACCGCCGAUCAAACCGGAUAUAAUUCCAAUCUUGUAUCACAAUAUCACAACGGGCAGUUUGAGACAAAUAAUUCUAAUUUUGCAUUCUCUUCGAUGCCCAGUUUAACUAGUUUUGAUCAUGGUAACAUGUCGGGGGCUGACUUUUCUGAUAAUUCAGCUUCAAGAGUAAGUUCUUUCUUCUUGAAUGAAGCAAAGGAAAGUUCUAGUAACAGUUCAAACAUGAGCAAUUACACUGGAUUUCAGGUGAAUAACAUGUUGGAAAAUGCAGCAGCUUUCUCGUGGGAUGCUGAGAAUAAGUUAAACUCUAUGUUUCAGUUUCAUGUUAAUGGUAUCAAAUCUGAAGAAAUGACACCAAGUUCCUGGCAUGAAGCCCAGCUUCAUACUCAGAAUUCAGUAGAUUUCAGUAGCUAUCCUUUAACGUCACUAUCAGAAGAUCUAACAGGCGCAAAUUUUGAUGUCUUCCACCAGUUAUGAACUGUAAAUUCAUAUUUUUUUUUUCAUUUUACCUUUCUUUUCUCUCUGUUGUUCUAGCUAAACAUACACACAGAUGUUGAUAGUACAGGAAUUUCUACUGAAAGGUUUGAGAUAUGAAGAUUUUUUCUUUCUCCUC